UGUUCCUGGGUCAGUGAGAGUUUAUUGCAACAGGCAGGGCGGAACUGCAGUUUGAAACAUGUCGAAGAGAGGAUCUUAACAUAAGUUACAGCUACCAGUGGGGUCUAUUAAACCUCCAGUUCGUUGAACGACCUCGCGUUAUACUGCGGUUAGGGUGUUUAGGCGUUGCUGAAACUUUUUUUUUUUUUAUUCUCCUCCAACGUAUUUUUCCCGAAGAGAGGCGGCGGCGGUGCGCUCGGCAGCCAUCUUUGGAGCUAGUCUGGGAGUGGGAGCUGGCUACUGUGGCACCCCACUUAACUUAUUUCUAUCUCUGCUCAUUUCACUGACGUACGGAGGGUGAAAUCGGCUGACAACGCGAAGAACCACGAGGAUUCAACGCAUUAAAAACUCCCAUCCAGGGAAUGAAACUGGAAAAGUGUUUUAUAACCCCAAACUGUUUUAAGUGAACACCAGUCUCCUCAUCGCCCAGAGCUGGCCUGUCAGCAGGCUCAGAAUACAUAUGAAAUCACUGUCCUGCAGAUGAGUCGUCACAGGGGGCUUUUCCGUCGCUGUCGCAGACCCAGAUAGUUCCUGGCGACGACGGCAUUGCCCCCAACCCUUCAUUAUGCCCAAUAAUAGCCGGGCGGGGAACCUGAAGGACCCCGAAAUCGCAGAACUCUUCUUCAGGGAGGAUCCAGAGAAGCUCUACACAGAUCUAAGUGAAAUUGGACAUGGUAGCUUUGGAGCUGUAUAUUUUGCACGUGAUGUGCGGACAAAUGAUGUGGUGGCCAUCAAGAAGAUGUCCUACAGUGGGAAACAGUCCAAUGAGAAAUGGCAAGAUAUAAUCAAGGAGGUGAAGUUCCUGCGAAGAAUACAGCACCCAAACAGUAUAGAGUACAAAGGAUGCUACCUGAGAGAGCAUACUGCUUGGCUGGUAAUGGAGUACUGUCUUGGCUCAGCUUCAGAUUUGUUAGAAGUUCACAAGAAACCCCUAGAAGAAGUUGAAAUAGCCGCAAUUACUCAUGGUGCUCUUCAAGGAUUGGCUUAUCUCCACUCCCACAACAUGAUUCACCGAGACAUCAAGGCAGGAAACAUACUGUUGACAGAACCAGGUCAAGUGAAACUAGCAGACUUUGGAUCGGCCUCCAUUGCUUGUCCAGCAAAUUCAUUUGUUGGGACACCAUAUUGGAUGGCCCCUGAGGUUAUAUUAGCCAUGGAUGAGGGUCAGUAUGAUGGAAAGGUGGACAUCUGGUCUUUGGGAAUCACCUGCAUUGAAUUAGCUGAGCGGAAGCCUCCCCUGUUCAACAUGAAUGCAAUGAGUGCCUUAUAUCAUAUUGCACAGAAUGACAGCCCUGCCCUGCAGUCCAGUGAAUGGACGGAUUAUUUUCGAAAAUUUGUAGAUUCUUGUCUUCAAAAACUUCCUCAGGAAAGGCCAACCUCUGAGGAGCUCCUAAAGCAUGCAUUUAUCCAGCGCGAACGACCAGAAUCAGUUUUAGUAGAUCUGAUCAAUCGGACCAAAGAUGCAGUGAGGGAACUAGACAAUCUGCAGUCUCGUAAGGUGAAGAAGAUCUUGUUUCAGGAAGCCCACAAUGGCUCCACAGCCGAGGCACAAGAUGAAGAUGAGGAGCCAGAGAACAGUGUUAGUAGGACGGGCACAGUGAACAGUGUUGGCAGCAACCAGUCCAUACCCAGUAUGUCUAUCAGUGCCAGCUCCCAAAGCAGCUCCGUCAACAGUCUAACUGAUGCAGGCGAUGACGAGAGCGAGCCGGACAUGGAUGGAGACGGCACGGUGAUGUCCAACAGCUCGGUGAUAAACCUCAAACCUGAACAAGAGAUGCGUAAUGAGGAGUCGGAGCCUCACAGCAGAACCACAACCGAGCCACAAUCUCCUCCUGCGCAAACUCAAAGGCCUAGACGAAACCGUGAAGACUUUGCAACUAUACGUACAGCUUCAGCGCUUACACGCCAGAUGAAAGAGCAUGAGCAGGAAUCUGAACUAAGAGAGCAGAUACUAGGCUACAAGCGAAUGAGACGACAGCAUCAGAAACAACUGCUAGCUCUGGAAAACAAGCUGAAGACUGAAAUCGAUGAGCACAGGGUUCGACUGGACAAGGAGCUGGAGACCCAGAGGAAUAACUUUGCUCAAGAGUUGGAAAAGUUGGUCAAGAAACACCAAGCAUCCAUGGAUAAAGAUGCAAAAACAUUUAGCAACGAUGAAAAGAAGUUCCAACAUCAUAUCCAGAGUCAACAGAAAAAAGAACUGAGCAGCUUCCUUGAAUCACAAAAGAAGGAAUACAAGCUUCACAAGGAGAAACUGAAAGAGGCUUUUAAUGAAAACCAAUCAACACCCAAGAAAGAAAAGCAGGAGUGGUUGUCUAAGCAGAAAGAGAACUUUCAAAACCUCCAAGCAGCAGAAGAGGCCAACCUGCAACGCAGACAGAGGCAGUAUCUGGAGCUGGAGUGCCGCAGGUUCAAAAGAAGAAUCCUGAUGGAACGACAUAAAAUUGAACAGCAGCAUUUACGGGAGGAGUUAAACAAGCGUCAGACCCAGAAGGACUUGGAGCACGCUAUGCUUCUCCGGCACCAUGAGUCCAUGCAGGAGCUGCAGUUCCGCCAGCUCAACACCAUCCAAAAGAUGAGGGUCGAGCUGAUCCGCCUCCAGCAUCAGACGGAGCUCACCAAUCAGCAGGAGUAUAACAAGCGGAGAGAUCGUGAGCUUAGACGCAAACAUGCCAUGGAGGUCCGUCAGCAACCCAAGAGCCUCAAGUCCAAAGAGCUCCAGAUCAAAAAGCAGUUUCAAGACACAUGUAAGAUCCAGACCCGGCAGUAUAAAGCAUUGAGAAACCACCUGUUGGAGACCACACCAAAAUCAGAGCACAAAGCUGUCCUUAAAAGGUUGAAGCAGGAGCAGCAUCGCAAACUUGCCAUUUUAGCAGAGCAGUAUGACCAGUCCAUCAACGAAAUGCUCUCAUCUCAGGCGUUACGUCUGGAUGCGACUCAGGAAUCUCAGGGCCAAGCAUUACAGAUCCAGCUGCAGCAGGAGCUGGAGCUUCUCAAUGCCUACCAGAGCAAAAUUAAGAUGCAGACAGAUGCCCAGCAUGACCGCGAGAAGAACGACCUAGAACAAAGGGUGUCGCUCCGAAGGGCGCUACUGGAGCAAAAGAUUGAGGAAGAAAUGCAGUCCCUACAAAACGAACGCACAGAACGAAUUCAGCACCUGUUUGAGCGCCAAGCCAGAGAAGUAGAGGCCUUCGACUCGGAGAGUAUGCGCCUGGGCUUCAGCAACAUGGUGCUAGCAGACAUCUCCCCAGAGGCCCUCAGCAACAGUUUUCCCGGGUCACCAGGAGGGUACAGCCAGCAUCAGCUGCUGCGUCCCUCUUCGAGCUCCCAAGGGUCGCGCUGGAGCAGCCGCAGUUUAGGUUUAGGCUCUAAUAACAGAGGCAGCCAUCACCACUAUCCUUCCAGUCCAGGAGGGUCACCUAUGCAGCAAGGCUGGGGACAGGGCUCACCGGGAGGAAGGGGACAGAUGUCCUGGAGCCAAUCCCAUGGUGGAGGCUUGCUUUCUCGAAGCCCUCAGGCAAUGGGGGGGCACAGUGAGCAGGGUAUGAGCAGGAGUUCCAGCGUCACCUCACAAAUAUCCAACGGUUCGCACCUUUCCUACUCUUAGAAGCCCUCUCUGCCAAUGAGUCACUUUAUAUUGCAAAGCCCCACAGCAGGAAAGAGUACUGGUUUUGCUCCGUCUCUGCUUGGGACACUACUUCCCAGAUUUCUUUGUACAGAUGUGGACGUGUGGCGAAAUAAAUGUUGCUCAGGUCAAAAGGGGCAGGGAAACACCUGGCCCACCCUUACAGCAGUUUAUCGGCGCGCACACAGAUUCUUAAAUGCAUGUUACACAAGCAUGAGUAUCGACAAGUAAGUUUCAUGUGUUUUUAUUUACAGCUAUCUUCUACAGAGGAUAUUUCCUAAAAACAUAAGUUUGUGCUGUUCAGCCAUUGCUCUUGUUUUGCACAUAAAACACCACUCUAAAGCCUUUGACGUGUUUAAAAUGUAGGUUCAAUCACAUUAAACUGGUUAAAUUUAGCAGCAUUCAUUUUAAUCUUCCCAUUCAUGUUUAGUUAUGCACUGGCCCAAAUUUCUGUGGUACGGUAGAAGAACCCCUUAGAAAUAACUGGGGACGGUUUGCUGUUGUCUACCAUCCUGCUGUAGUGGCCAUCGAUGGUCAUAUAAAUUAGACUCAUUUUUCUUUUAAGGAUGUUUUAUUCCAUAUUAAUUCUUGACAUCAACCAAAAUACAGAACCAAACAAGUCGAUUGUUUUUAGACGUAUGCUUCUACUAACACUGUGCCUUUUCAGUUUCAGAUACUAAAGUUGAAAUAUUACUUUUUUUUCAUUAAUCUCUGCUUUCUUUAAUAGAUAUUGUUUUAGGCUGGGGUUUUAUUUUCACAUCUCCCAAAUGUUUUUUUUUUUUUUUUUUUGCCUAAAUAUGCUGAGGAGAAACAAAUUCAAAUGCUACCUUGGCAUGUUGUUUUUUUUUUAUAUAUAUAUAUCUGCCUGAGAGUGGUACUUCAGGGGUAAACUUUACCUCUCCAGAGAAUGUCACUGUAACUUGGAAACUUAUCAGCCUUCAAAUACAAUCAUAGUGCUAAUCUUUAUUUUUUAUUAGUGCCUUUUUAAUACUGCUGCCUUUUUCAAAGCACUUUAUACAGCUCGACGAGUGUAAGAUUAAUGUUUGACUUCUUUUCUCAAAAAGCUCCCGGUGAAUGAAUGUGUCAUUGGUACGCAUGUAGAAAAGUCAGACUUACCUGUGCUGUGAUUCACUUCUUUUUUCUUUUUUUUUCCUGGAUUAUCAAAAACAACCUUUAGAUGUUAACAAAGAGUGACUAAGUGAAAACAUUUUGCAGCCUUUUUUUGAAUCCAUAGCUGCCUGUUACUGCUUGUGUUUCUGUGUGACAUUGGCUGAAGAAAAUAUGCGAGGAUGAUACAGUGUUUAUUUUGUUUGGUGUGUUUGGAUGAACAAAGUUAACUCCAAAAUCUUUUAAGGUGCAGACAGUGAAUUAUGUCCAAGACAACAAGCUUUGAGCUACUGAACUUUAACACUACUA
Molecule: messenger RNA, 5080 nt
Organism: Cyprinodon variegatus (sheepshead minnow)
Lineage: Eukaryota; Metazoa; Chordata; Actinopteri; Cyprinodontiformes; Cyprinodontidae
Gene: taok1a
Product: serine/threonine-protein kinase TAO1-like
Exons: 20
Coding region: 605-3646 (1013 amino acids)
Biological process (GO): execution phase of apoptosis; protein phosphorylation
Molecular function (GO): protein kinase activity; ATP binding
Source: RefSeq, a predicted model, not a curated record